Molecule: messenger RNA, 1055 nt
Organism: Dipodomys ordii (Ord's kangaroo rat)
Lineage: Eukaryota; Metazoa; Chordata; Mammalia; Rodentia; Heteromyidae
Gene: Cptp
Product: ceramide-1-phosphate transfer protein
Exons: 3
Coding region: 112-756 (214 amino acids)
Biological process (GO): intermembrane lipid transfer; ceramide transport
Cellular component (GO): membrane; cytosol; cytoplasm
Molecular function (GO): ceramide 1-phosphate binding; ceramide 1-phosphate transfer activity
Source: RefSeq, a predicted model, not a curated record
GAGGCCAUGCCGAAGGCUGCGGGUAUGAAACCUGCCCAGGGCAUAGCAGCUGUCCGGUUGGCAUCUGAGCACAUGCACCUUUAGAGUAGGGAGUUCAGCUCAUGUUGAAAGAUGGAGGAUUCGGAGUCAGAGUUCAACCUGAAAGUCGUCCUGGUCAGUUUUAAGCAGUGUCUGACGGAGGAUGAAGAGGUACUGCUGGACCACUACAUCAACAGCUGGAAGGGACUGGUCAGGUUUCUGAAUAGCCUGGGCACCAUCUUCUCGUUCAUCUCCAAGGACGUGGUCUCAAAGCUGCAGGUCAUGGAACAGCUGCGCAGCAGCCCCCAGCGUGAGCACUACACCAGUCUGCAGUCCAUGGUGGCCUACGAGGUUGGGAACAAGCUGGUGGAUAUGGACCGCCGCUCUCGUCACCCGGACUCAGGCUGCCGGACCAUGCUGCGCCUGCACCGUGCACUGCGCUGGCUGCAGCUGUUCCUGGAGAGCCUGCGCACCAGCCCGGAGGACGCACGCACGGCGGUGCUCUGCACUGACUCCUACAAUGCCUCCCUGGCUGCCUACCACCCCUGGAUCGUGCGCCGGGCGGUCACAGUGGCCUUCUGCACCCUGCCCACCCGCAAGGUCUUCCUCGAGGUCAUGAACGUGGGGUCCCCUGAACAGGCCAUAGAGAUGCUGGGUGAGGCCCUGCCCUUCAUUGAGCAUGUGUACGACGUUUCCCAGAAGCUCUAUGCCGAACACUCCCUGCUGGACCUGCCCUAGGGACCGACGCCAGGCCCAGUGGGCCUCCCUUGCCUGGAGCUGAGCCGGGGCAGCCUGGGGCCCUCAGUUCACAGCAGGGCUUGCUGAAUACCACAGGCUCUGGCAGGAAAGGCGGUGGUCCCCAGAUCAGGAGAGGCACAGGGUAGCUGCCUUCCUGGGCCUGGACAACAAACCUGAGCCCAGCUUCUCCCUCAGCCUAUGCAGUGUAUGCAGCCAGGCCGCCCUGAGGUGUGGAAGGUGGAGGAGGCAGGGCAGGGAGAGCCAGGAUGUUGCUACACCACUCAGGUGUGGAAUCCACG